This is a messenger RNA of Solenopsis invicta (red fire ant), 981 nucleotides long. It is a transcript of the gene MED21, whose product is annotated as mediator of RNA polymerase II transcription subunit 21. Bases 356 to 892 code for a protein of 178 amino acids. The record is from RefSeq and is a predicted model, not a curated record. The transcript is spliced from 3 exons. Gene Ontology annotation, biological process: regulation of transcription by RNA polymerase II. Gene Ontology annotation, molecular function: transcription coregulator activity. NCBI's taxonomy places the organism in Eukaryota, Metazoa, Arthropoda, Insecta, Hymenoptera, Formicidae. Gene Ontology annotation, cellular component: mediator complex.
UUUCAAAGUUAGCGAAAGCAAGAAGGAACGUUCCAGUGCAGUCUAGUGCAGGAAUAGAAAACAAGCCUAUAGGUUAGGUCAUGGAUUUUCUGCAAUCUCCUUUGUUGGAGGAUUGUUGUUUUAAAAUUUGUCUUUAAAAAAACAGAUAUAAGCAAAGUUUCGAUUGCGUUCUGACAAUGUGGUCACAAGGAAUAGAAAAUAAAGCGAAAUUUUAAUAGAUUUCCUCGAAUUUUUAUUUAGCAAUCGUUAAGAUUGUUAAAACGACAGUAGCAGGUGAUGAUUCCUUUUCAUUCGAUUGUUGCGAAAAAUUUUAACUAAGUUAUUUGUGAAUGAUCCAGUGUAUUAAUUCGACACUAUGGCAGAUCGUCUGACACAAUUACAAGAUACCAUAAAUCAGCAAGCAGAACACUUCUGCAAUAGCGUUGGCAUCCUACAACAGUAUUCUACGCCCAGUAAAUUUCCUGGUUUUGAUCGUAUUGGUACUCCGCAGCCACAUCAAUCUCAAGAAGAUUACGCUGCUUUAUUUGCAAACCUUAUUGCGAGAUGUGCCAAAGAUAUAGAUACAUUAAUAGAGAGUUUGCCUAGUGAAGAGUCAUCGCAGGAGCUACAAGUAGCCAGUCUUAGUAGACUCGAGCAGGAGAAUCAACAGGCUGGUGAGCAACUGGAAGAAGUGGUAAGACAAGGCGAGGCACUUCUUCAGCGAAUCCAGGCAGCUCUACAGGAUAUUGCACAAAGUCAAUUAGAUAUGCAAAAUCCUACAUUGACAACUGUAAUUAAUAUGAAUCUUAACAGUUCUAAUAUAAAACAAGAGAGCCUUAGUUCUAUAAACACCGUGCCUUCAAAUAACACACAUCAGCUAUCAGAUCCUUCACCUAAUUCGAUAAAUCAAUGACAUAUUUUUGAUUUAUUGUAAUUAUUUGAUUUUGACUUGCAAACCAUUUUUACAGUUUGUAAAAUUAAAUCAAUAUAUCAAUUUCAUGU